GAAGGGAGAGGUGGGUCCGGCUCAAAAUAAUCUUCCAGACCCUCCCAGCUGUAUAGGCAAAUGUUUCUGCUUUGGGGGGGAAAGGAAGGCUGAACCCCACCGACAGCAUGCAUUGGCCUAGUGUGGUCUUCCUUGCUUUUAGCUUUCUUACAGUGGUCCUGAGCCAGAACCAGGAGGAGAAACUGAUCAAUGACUUGAUGGCUGACUAUAACCGCAACUUUCGCCCGGCUAGAGACAAGGGGGACAUUAUUGAUGUUUCUCUCAAGCUAACUCUCACCAACCUCAUCACACUGAACGAACGGGAUGAGGCGCUCACAACCAACGUCUGGGUGGAACUGAAGUGGAACGAUUAUCGCCUGCAGUGGGAUCCGAAUGACUAUGACAAUAUCAAGUGUUUACGGAUUCCCUCCACGAUGGUGUGGCUGCCAGAUAUCGUCUUGGAGAACAAUAUCGAUGGUGUGUUUGAUGUCGCGCUAUACGCCAAUGUUUUGGUGUCUCCGAGCGGCAGCAUCACCUGGCUUCCUCCGGCCAUCUAUCGCAGUGUCUGCUCUAUCGUUGUCACCUACUUUCCCUUCGACUGGCAGAAUUGCUCCCUUGAAUUCCAGUCACAGACCUACAAUGCCCAUGAAAUCAAUCUACUGUUGACAGUUGAAGAAGAGCAGACAAUUGAAUGGAUCUUUAUUGACCCUGAAGAUUUCACAGAGAAUGGAGAAUGGGCAAUUAAACACCGGCCAGCGAAGAAGAUAGUCAAUGCUGGAUCUUUCACACCAGAUGAUAUUGAAUACCAGCGGAUUGUCUUCUUUCUCAUCAUCCAAAGGAAGCCGCUCUUCUACAUCAUCAACAUCAUCAUUCCUUGUGUGCUCAUUUCCUCCGUGGCCGUGGUUGUGUAUUUCUUGCCUGCCAAAGCUGGUGGCCAGAAGUGCACAGUUUCCAUCAAUGUCCUCCUCGCCCAGACUGUCUUCCUCUUCCUGAUUGCCAAAAAGGUCCCAGAGACAUCCCAGGAUGUGCCACUCAUUGGAAAGUAUUUAACUUUCCUACUGGUGGUCACCAUAGCUAUAGUCGUGAAUGCUGUUAUUGUACUCAAUGUUUCUCUGAGGACCCCCAAUACCCAUUCUAUGUCCAAGCGAGUCCGGCAGGUGUUUCUGCACCUUGUGCCCAAUUUCUUAGGCAUGCACACACGACGGCCCAAUAACAUGCCUAUGGGGGCACAACUCCUCCGUCGACGGAGCUCGCUGGGGCUCAUGGCGAAAGCUGAUGAGUACAUGCUGUGGAAGGCGCGGAGUGAGCUCCUCUUCGAGAGGCAGAAAGAGAGAGAUGGAUUGAUGAAGCUCCUCCUGGCAAAGAUAGGAGAUGGUAUAGAGAAUGGAUGCCCUCAGGACUUUUGCAGCAGCCUACGCCACGCUGCGCCAGAAAUCCAGGCCUGUGUGGAUGCCUGCAACCACAUCACCAAGACUUUGAAAGAGAAGAAUGAGUUUGACAGCGAGAACGAGGAGUGGAUCCUGGUGGGAAGAGUCAUUGACCGCGUCUGCUUCCUCAUCAUGGCUUCCAUCUUUGUUUUUGGAACCAUAGGCGUCUUCUUGAUGGCUCGCUUCAACCAGGCUCCUGAACUACCCUUCCCUGGGGAUCCUAAACGAUACCUGCCCUAAGACUCUAGUCAUGGGGCCAGUGGGGUUGACCUUCUGCAGGAUUAAGAGAAACUGACUUCACAAAUGAAUUUUGAGGGUUUGGUGGAUCUCUGACCUGGAGCUGCAUUGUUCUGCAAGUCCUUCUUCUUUAAGCUGAUGUUUACUGCGGAGCUGCCUUGUACACACAGUAUUGACAUGUAUCAGCAAAGAACUGUCUUGAAGCCACCUUGCAAUUCACGUGGCCUCCUAAGCCAACAGCAUAUCAGUACUGGUGGCUUGCCUUCUUGGGGCUGUUGCCACCGUUUUGCUGGUGUAUUUAUAAUUCUGAAAUCUGAAGUACUCUAAAAUCCAAAACUGUUCACCUGGGUGGCUGAGACACCUUUGCUUUCUGAUGGUUCAGUGCACACAAACUUUCUUCCAUGAACAAAAUUAUUUUAAAAGUUUUAUGAAAUAACCUUCAGAUUAUGUACAAGGGUUGAAUGAAAAGUAAUGCCUCCACCUUUGUAACUCCUUAACAGAUGGCAGUACUGGUAUGUGGCAGGUAUGUGCCGUCACACCUGGGGGCUAUAACUCUUAGUGAAAGAGGCAUGGACGUGACAUCUUUCCACCAGGGGAUUGCUUCUUGCCCUCCUUUAGGAAACUGGAACUCUCAAAGACCCAAACACUGUAGAUAACUCAAAAUAAGUUUUAUUGUUCACAAAGAGUUAUCUCUUUAAGGCAAUAAGCUGGAAGUUUCAAAGGGGUGAAGGAAAAUGUAGAUUACAAUCUCUGGUUGUCUUGGGUCCAAGGAGUUUUGCAGCUGAGAAGCUCUUUCUCAAUGGCUGUAAAUGCCGGAGCAAUCCACAACCCCAGUCCAAAUGGCCUAUGUUUGAAGACACAAAUUCUUCCUCUGGUGCCAAAAGAACUGGUUUGAAGGUGCUUGAGACUUCCCAAUGUUGUUCAGGUUGGUCUGAACAUGAAGCAUAAGUCUCAAGGGUAAGAACCUCAGAAUUGGUGCUGAGAGGUAAUUUAAUCAGGGGCUUUUAGAGCCAAGUCUCUUACUCACGUCCAUCUGGUAGAAAAUCUAAUGGUGGAAUGAAAAAGGGAAGCACUCCCCUCCUCCAGGAAGAGGUGGAGCCAAACAAUUGAGCUGAGAAAGCAAUUCAACUGGUGCAAACAACAUUGAUUGACAGCUAUAAAUAACCAAUCAAUCCAACUAUACAU
Messenger RNA from Anolis sagrei ordinatus, 2828 nucleotides. It is a transcript of the gene CHRNG, whose product is annotated as cholinergic receptor nicotinic gamma subunit. Gene Ontology annotation, molecular function: transmembrane signaling receptor activity; acetylcholine-gated monoatomic cation-selective channel activity. Gene Ontology annotation, cellular component: plasma membrane; neuron projection; postsynaptic membrane. Gene Ontology annotation, biological process: signal transduction; monoatomic ion transmembrane transport; regulation of membrane potential. The record is from RefSeq and is a predicted model, not a curated record. Lineage: Eukaryota; Metazoa; Chordata; Lepidosauria; Squamata; Anolidae.